AUGCCCAUCAUGGAGAGGCCCCAUGCUUCAGUCGCUAGUAUAACCGGAGCUACUCGCGUCAUCGUCAUAGUCCUUUCGACGUAUAAAGCGGCAGUACACUGCUGUCACUGCAAGGAAGAGGGAACAAUGCUCCACGACAUCUCUCCUCGAACGCAGAGGACGCUUGUGCUUGCCAAUUCCCUGAAAACCCCACGACCAGAGAAUAAAAAACAUAUCUCCAGUUGGGGAGAAGGGCCACAGCUAACCGGUCGCCUCAAACUGCAGAGGACGCCACGCAAAGGGAACAAGACCGUGGUAACGUCCUUCCAAGCCUUUUAUGGUCACCCUAGUAUGCCCUUUAAAAUGAAGUAUGAAGGCAACAACAAAACCGUUGAGUGGAAGGUGCCCCCCGACACUGUAGAUUACUCGAUCGUUUUACCCAUCUUUAUCGAUGGGCUCAGGGAAGUGCUCCCAUUGUACGAGACUGUAGCGCACGCAGGAGCUCUAGAGCUGAUCCGACGAGGUGGCGAUCGCCGCGUGGUACCUGUACUGCCUAAGCUCAUUCAGCCGUUGAAGCGGGCGUUGAAUAGCAGAGAUCCGCACACUCUGCGCAAGACACUAGAGCUGAUUCAAGUUAUGGUAAGAAGUGGCGAGAUGAUCGGCGAGGCUCUGGUGCCGUAUUAUCGACAGUUGUUGCCGGUGAUGAACAUGUUCAGAAAUCAGAGGAGCAGGAGAGGCGAUAUGGACUGCAGGCUGAAGAGGAAUAUUGGUGCUGUUGUAGAGGACACUUUAGGAGUUCUGGAAAAACGUGGUGGAGAAAAUGCGUUUAUUAAUAUCAAGUAUAUGGUGCCAACGUACGAAUCCCAUGUGCUCAACUAG
This is a messenger RNA of Perkinsus marinus ATCC 50983, 858 nucleotides long. RefSeq lists its product as hypothetical. Lineage: Eukaryota; Perkinsozoa; Perkinsida; Perkinsidae. Gene Ontology annotation, molecular function: Hsp70 protein binding; Hsp90 protein binding. The transcript has 10 exons. The coding region runs from base 1 to 858 and encodes 285 amino acids. The record is from RefSeq and is a predicted model, not a curated record.